GCGCCCGCGCUCUCCAACAAAGCAUGAGUCAGAUUGUGCUUGCAACGUGACGAGGAAGCAUUCUCUCUCGCAGUAAAAAAAGUAUUAUAAAUAAUUGAAAAAUCAUGUGGUAGUGAUAAGGACUCGCUUAUAGUGCAAUUUGACCCAGUCAGUAUUUUUUUCAAGUCAAUCCGGGACAAAGUAUUUCUCGUGGCAGUAUUGUGUUUUUGGAGUCAAAGACCCCCCUUCGUAUGGCUUCACUGCGUUCCACGGAAUCACUUUUCUCCUAAACAAAGAGUAUUGACUAAUCAGUUGGAGUGGGAAGUUUCUUAGGAAUAGCCAGUGAUGCCACAAAUCUCCCACAAUAAGUGAUUGAGGAUGUCAGAAUCGGAAGCUCUACUGGGAGCUCAACAAAAUCCACAAAACGCCAGAGAGUAUGGGAGUGUGACAGCAGAAAAUUCAUCAGAUUCGGAAACACCGCAGGUAGAAGAGAUGAGAUCUACCUUGCCACUAAUCCAUAAAAUUGGCUUUGGCAUUGGACAUGUGUACAAUGACCUGGCCGCUGGAGUGUGGUUCAGCUACACCCUCCUCUUUAUGCACAGCGUUAUGAGUCUUCCCGGAACAGCUGCUGGAUCUCUUGUGAUGUGGGGACAAGUUGUAGAUGCCGUGGCAACUCCCAUUGUGGGUCAUCUCAGCGACAAAUACGGUUCCAAGAGGCAGUGGCACAUCUUUGGAACAGCUUUAGUGUUCUUUUCCUUCCCGGCAAUCUUUGCUAUUUGUCCAUUGUGCAGUAAUUCCCAACUUGUAUGGGAAUCUGUUUAUUUCGCCAUUGCGAUCCUCAUCUUCCAAGCAGCAUGGGCCAUUGUACAGAUCUCCCAUUUAGCCAUGAUUCCCGAAAUGUCCCGCACCCAGAAAGAUCGAUCGGAUCUCACAACUUUGCGGUACUCUGGAGCUAUCUUAUCGAAUCUCAUCGUAUACAAUAUUACUUGGGCAGUUUUGCAAGGCAGAAGUGCUCAGAGUACAACCAUUGGACCAUCCGAUGCCUUCAGAUUUAGGGAUUUAGCCCUAAUCAUCACACUAAUCGGGGUGUCGAUGUCAGUGUUGUUCCACUUCUCGCUGGCUCUGGCUAAUUAUGAAGAGAGACGUCAGCAUGGCGGUUCUGGACAGCGUCAGGCUGAGCAAAGAACUGCUACGGAGAGCGAUCGACUCCUAUCAUCAACUUCCAGUAAUGAUCAAGUAUCUGUGAUCAGCAGUAGAUUCCGGAGAGAUAUUCUGAAGAACCCACUGCUCUACCAGAAUGCCUUACUGUAUGUUUUCUCAAGACUGUUCAUGACCACAUCACUCAUCUACAUUCCUCUGUGGAUCGAUGAGAGAUCUGCGUCACCUCCAGUGGAUGGAGGAACUGCAUCACCUAACAAGUCUGUUGAUCAUAUCGCAAUUGUUCCGUUAGUUUCUUUUUUUGGAUCCUUCGUGGCGUCCCUUGUUCUCAAGAGUCUCAAUCGCUUCAUCAGCCAUCAAGCAGCGUAUCUCUUUGGCUCCCUUGUGGGCAUUGCCGGGUGUGUUCUGGUGGCCUUUGUCUCGCCCACAGAUGCUCUGGAAAUUCUUCUCACCGUUGCCAUUCUCUUCGGCACUGGAAGUUCAAUAACAAUGAUUAGUUCUUUGUGCAUAACGGCCGACAUGGUACCAAGCACCGAUCUGGGCGGAUUCAUCUAUUCAGCUGUAACAUUUGCCGAUAAGCUGAUCACAGGAAUCGCUGUUAUGGCCAUUGAAACCAUGAAAUGCAGCAAACGCAAGGACUGCCCGGAAUACUACAAACGUGUCUUAUCUUAUGCUUGCGGAGGAGCAGCUUGCCUGGGAAUUAUCACACUCAUCUCCCUCCAGAUCACAAGACUCUGCUGUCGUCGCUACAGAAGAAUAGAUGUAUCCACUUGAGUAUUACAGGAAGAAUAUAAAAUGGAAUUUAAUGAAUUCCAAGACGAAUUCCUAAAAAAAAACAUUCCACGUCUGCUAGUAUAUUUCUCUUAUGUGGAAUCGGUAUUUAUUUUAUGUAUUUGGAACACUGUUUUAUAACUUGUUUUUUUUUGCCGUAUUUUGUUUUAUGUACACAACCGUUGAUCAAUAAACGUGAUGAAUUAUUUA
Molecule: messenger RNA, 2118 nt
Organism: Phlebotomus papatasi
Lineage: Eukaryota; Metazoa; Arthropoda; Insecta; Diptera; Psychodidae
Product: major facilitator superfamily domain-containing protein 12-like
Exons: 3
Coding region: 358-1911 (517 amino acids)
Biological process (GO): carbohydrate transport
Cellular component (GO): membrane
Molecular function (GO): symporter activity
Source: RefSeq, a predicted model, not a curated record